Leptosia nina is the source of this 1524-nucleotide messenger RNA. Lineage: Eukaryota; Metazoa; Arthropoda; Insecta; Lepidoptera; Pieridae. The record is from the annotation of a GenBank genome assembly.
AUGAAAACUCGCUCAGUAUUAUGUCUCUUCCUGUUCUAUGUAGCCGUUAUGGGAAAAUAUCGAAAGCCUCAAAUCAAGUACCCAAAAGACACAGUUUUCUGGGCGACAGAUUUCUUUGUUAAAGGCUGCAGAAAUUUUCUGGAUAACUGCCCGUCUGGAUACAAGACUCAAGAAAUAUGCGCAAGAAGUUACGGAGGCGAGUACAGAGACUUUGCUAACUAUUGUGAAAUGCAGUAUGAAAACUGUAAUACAUGGCGCAGUGUUCAAGAAAGCUCGUUGGGUCGUAAUGGUCAGUUUUUUGGAGUAAACGCGUGCAACGGGCCAGAUUUGAAUUGGACAUUAUGCUAUUACCAUAUCAAGAGGCUGUUGGGCAUUUUGAUGCCGUUUUAUGAUGACAUGGCUUCGGAUCCGAGUAUGAAUUUCACCCUAAAUGCUUCAGCUAAAUGGCUAAUCGAGGCGUCACUCGGCGUUGAGAAUCCAAACUCUCUCCUUGACAAGUUCUCUCAGAAUAGAAAGGUCGAUGACCCGACAAGAUCUAUCCUUCUAGCGUUUUAUGGCAUCCUGGUAGUUAUUGGAGCUGUCGGGAAUGCACUUGUCGUACUUUCAGUGGUCAAGAAACCAGCAAUGCGGACAGCCCGUAACAUGUUCAUAGUGAACCUGGCUGUUUCUGACACCCUGGUAUGCUGUGUCGGAACACCUCUUACCCUCAUGGAGCUCCUCACGAAGCACUGGCCUUUACCAGAUUGGCCAGGGCUGUGCAAAGCGUGCGGGGCUAUCCAGGCCAUAUCAAUAUUUGUAUCCACGAUAUCAAUCACUGCGAUCGCUUUAGAUAGAUAUCAGCUAAUUGUCUACCCAACACGACCAGGCCUACAGACCAUGGGUGCUCUAGUCACUAUGUUCUUCAUCUGGGUUACUGCCUUCUCGCUAGCCUCUCCACUCUACAUCUUCAGAAGUCUCAAGACCCAUAAAGUCGGUUUAAUCGGAAUGGAUAUUCUGAGCUUCUGUAUAGAAGACUGGCCGAUUGCUAACGGAAGAGCGAUCUACUCUCUACUAAGUCUUAUCUUCCAAUAUGUCUUACCGGUCCUCGUCGUCGUCAUAGCACACGUCCAAAUCCAUAGACGACUUCGAGGAAGACGAAGAACCACUAGAAAAACACCAGCGAUUCUCAUAGCUAUCGCUGUAACCUACGUCAUAAGUUGGUUACCUUUAAACGUCUUCAAUUUAGUAGCAGAUUUCAGUGAAGACGCGAUUUUAGAUGAGAAAUCGUUAACGAUAACUUACGCUGUUUGUCACAUGUUCGGGAUGUCAAGCGCCGUAUCCAACCCAUUACUCUAUGGUUGGCUAAAUGAUAACUUUCGGAAGGAGUUCGAAGAGAUUCUGUGCUGCGGGCGGAAGAAGGGACAAAAUAAUGAGAAGCUAAGAGCGAAGAAUAAGAAAAUGGAAACGGAACUGACGGCGCUGGCGCAGAUAGAACAUACUGUUACAGCUAAUACGAAAACAUCACAGUGUUCCCAAAUUUUCUGA